This is a messenger RNA of Lactuca virosa, 2140 nucleotides long. NCBI's taxonomy places the organism in Eukaryota, Viridiplantae, Streptophyta, Magnoliopsida, Asterales, Asteraceae. The record is from the annotation of a GenBank genome assembly.
AUGAACGAGUACAAGGUUCUAUUUAUAGUGCAUGAACAAGCAGGAUCCUUUGAAUUCAAAUUUCCUAGGAAAUCAAACUGCCAGCCUGAUCCUUUAGUAUGUAACGGAAACAAUAAGGUAAACAGAUUGGGUUUUGAAAGAGUUGAAUCGAAUUCAUGGCUUUUGGGGGUUUUCAGUAGGGUAAUGGAGAACAUGAAUGAAGAGAUUGAUUUGGGGCUUUCUCUUGGUGCUACAAAUCAACGUGUGGAGUCUUGUAGUAAUUCAGGUGUAGGUGCAAAUGCAGAUUUAGGGUCAAGAUUAGACACGAACACAAAGCCAUUUGUGAGACCUCAUCCUUUGACUGAGUUGGUUUGGUCAACUCAAAAUGGUCUAACCAUCAAGUAUACUGGCUGCAGCCCCUGUUUUGCUGACACAAAAGAUGAUGAACGUGUGAUUGAUGCCUCUUUUUUCAGAUCAACUCUUGCUCACACAGGUCCACAAAACCGAAGAACUGCUGAUCUUCUGCCACUACUCUCUAAUGAGCCAGAAAAAUUAGAAAUCAAGACUGAAAACACUGACAGAUUCACCAUGGAUGUUGGAUUGCCUUUGAAAAUGACACAAGAACACAUAAAUGUCAAAAGGGGUGAAGAAUUAAAAGAAGAGGGUAGUUCGAGUGCGCCUUUUCUUGAAAAAAUGGAAGAAACUGCUGAAAAUGAUGUCAUUGUUAAAGAUUCUAUCUUGAAAAAUUCAGAGAAAGAUCAAAAAGGAGGUGAAAAUAGAGAAGAGGGUUGUAAAGAAGAUGAUGAUGAGAGCCAUAAAAGCAUGGAAAGUUGCAACAGUGCUAAUUUAUCUUCAAAAAAGAACAAGGGAUGGAGAUUUGAAGAACAGUUGAUUAUCGGAAGUAAACGAAUCAAGAAACAAAGUCAAGAAUAUUGUCCUGUGGUCAAACAAGAUAGUUCUUUCAUGAAUUGGAUUUCAACCAUGGUCAAAGGCGUAAAACCCUAUCAAGAAGAAACUCCUCGUCCAUUUGAUGAUGAUCAGAACAAAAGAUUAGGGUUUCAAACUGUUUUUCAAUCGCUUUAUUCACAAGAUCCAAAACGACUCGAAACAAAAACAGAGAUCGACGAUAAAUCUGUUAACGCGUCUAAAGAAAUCAUUUUGUUCGAUAAAACAGCAUCCGAUCAUAACCCGUAUGUUAAUUUGAACCAAAAAGCAUUUGGGAACUUAUGGAUCACUCGUCUUUUUCCAAAAAUACCCUCCAACAUAAAUACUUUAGUCGCCAAAGAUUCAUCCACCAUCGACGCCUCUGCUUCUUUUGGGAUGAAACAGUUCGAGAAACCUGUGGAAAAGUCAAAAUGUUUCUUUUGUGGGAAAACGGGCCAUGAAUUACGCGAUUGUUUACAGAUAAAUGAGAAUGGAAAUGUGUUCUUUAAGAAGAAGGUAUCGAGUUUUAAUGAAAUUGCUUCAACUUCUGGGAAUAAUAAGCUGUUUAAUGAAGAGAAGAUACACAGAAUACCUAAAGGAAUGUUCGACACCAUAAGAAGCCUUAGAUUGUCUCGAACAGAUAUCCUCAAAUGGAUGAAUUCCCAUUUACCCCUCACAAAUUUAGAUGGAUAUUUCUUACGUUUGCGUCUUGCAAAAUGGGAAGAGGGAGUAGGGGAAGCAGGGUAUUAUGUUGCUUGCAUAACAGAUGAAAAUCCAUCAAAAGGAUCCAAGAAGCCUAUACGGGUUAACAUUGGAGGUGUUGAAUGCCUUGUUGAAAGUCGAUACAUCUCCAACUGUGAUUUUCUUGAGGAUGAACUCAUAGCUUGGUGGCAAAGAACGUUGACAAGUGGACAAGUUCCGAUGGAAGAACGGUUGACCUUCAAGUUGGAGGAGAGAGAAAAGUUAGGGUUUUAAUUGCAAGAAACAAACUGUAGAAAAUUUUGAAGCAAUGAUUUUCCUUUUAUUCGGCUUGUAAGCUUUCCUUUUUCUAUACGACAUUGGUAAUUGUAUAAUUAGUAUAGUGAGGUUUUAAGCUUUUGAUAAUAGGUGCUUUAACAAACAGACAACAAAAGUUUUCAUCUUGUUUUGGGAAAAGUAUAUGUAUAUAUGUAUGUAUGUGUGCAUAUUUGGAAGAGAUAACACAUGAAAUAUUCACAUGCAUGUGUUGGAUGUUAUU